ACCUUUUUCCUCGUAUAAAUUGGACCGCUCUGCACGACAAGAAGUCAUACAAACAAAGAACUUCCCAAGACUUGCAAUUUCUUGAUCUUUCUUGCUUCUUUUUUCUUUCUUUUCUUGAGCAAAUGGCUGGAAUUUUGGUUGUUUUCGAUUUUGACAAGACCAUUGUUGAUGUUGAUAGCGAUAAUUGGGUUAUUGAUGAACUCGGUUUUACUGACUUGUUCAAUCAACUCCUUCCUACCAUGCCUUGGAACUCUCUCAUGGAUAGGAUGAUGAAGGAGCUUCAUUCACAAGGAAAAACCAUUGAAGACAUGGUUGAGGUCUUGAAACGUAUUCCUAUCCAUCCUAGAGUUAUCCCUGCUAUCAAAUCAGCUCAUGCUUUAGGGUGUGAGCUGAGGAUUGUAAGUGAUGCAAAUCUGUUCUUCAUUGAGGCAAUCUUGAAACAUCUCGGAUUAAGAGAUUAUUUCUCUGAAAUUAACACAAACCCAGGAUUUGUUGAUGAUGAAGGAAAAUUAAGGAUUUUCCCUUACCAUGAUUUUACUCAAUCUUCCCAUGGCUGCAGCCUUUGCCCACCAAACAUGUGCAAGGGACACAUCAUUGAAAGAAUUCAAUCUUCAAUAUCAAAGGAAGAUAAAAGCAAGAAAAUUAUCUAUCUUGGGGAUGGUGCUGGUGAUUAUUGUCCAAGCCUGAAGCUUACAGAGGCAGAUUAUUUGAUGCCAAGGAAGAAUUUCCCAGUGUGGGAUUUAAUUUGCAGCAAUCCUAUGGUUAUCAAGGCAGAAAUUCAUGAAUGGACUGACGGAGAAGAGCUUGAACGUGUUCUGAUUGAGAUCAUUGAUGGAAUUUGCUUGGAAGAGAUUAAUGGCAGCUCUGAUCAAUUGUUCUCAUCAGAUUGCAAGUUGCAGACUGUACCAAUUGCUGCCUUGCCUCAAGCUGUUCCUGUUCCUCAGUAAUUAACUUUAAUUACCAAAACGUUGGCACAUGCCACAUAUAUCAAAUGAACAGUAUUUACCUUUUUUUUUUUUUUCCUUUCUUUUAAUCUUUCCUUUAACAAGAAGCAUUUGAGUUUGUAAUGCUGCUUCUGAGAUCAGGAAAUGAUCAAAGAAAUUUAUCAACCAAUAUAUAAAAAUUGCCAGUGUGCUUCAGCUA
Molecule: messenger RNA, 1143 nt
Organism: Ricinus communis (castor bean)
Lineage: Eukaryota; Viridiplantae; Streptophyta; Magnoliopsida; Malpighiales; Euphorbiaceae
Product: inorganic pyrophosphatase 2
Exons: 4
Coding region: 123-947 (274 amino acids)
Molecular function (GO): phosphatase activity
Source: RefSeq, a predicted model, not a curated record